Molecule: messenger RNA, 489 nt
Organism: Metschnikowia bicuspidata var. bicuspidata NRRL YB-4993
Lineage: Eukaryota; Fungi; Ascomycota; Pichiomycetes; Serinales; Metschnikowiaceae
Exons: 1
Source: RefSeq, a predicted model, not a curated record
AUGAGCAAUCAACCUCCAGCUGACGGCCUGGAUCCGGCGCUAUAUUUCUUAUCUACACAGAUCCAGGCCAAUUAUGAAGACCAGGAGCACAAAGACACGAAAGUCUCACAGUUGCACAAGUUCAGAAAAGCAGUCAAUUCGCCAACACUCAAGAUCCCCAAACCGGCUAAAGUAGCCAAGUCUAAGCGCAAGACCACGAAGAAAGCUACGCGUCCGAUCAACUCGAUCAGCGCGUUUGUUCGGGAGACUUUGGGUGGCAAAAAACCCGCGGAUCCACAGACGCUCCUUGACCAGUUUUUGGGUGACCAAACAAAGCUAGAUAAGUUCUUGAACGAGGUCGAGGCGGCCACGGCAACGCCGCAUUUGCUCUCGAAAAAGCCCCGUGGCCAGGACUCGUUGCUAUUCUCCGGGCCGGAAUGGAAGGACUUCUCCGAAAGACUACGUCUCAAGUUCCCGAAUCUCUCGAAGGGGAACAGAAAGAGCUUGAAA